GACCAACAGCGCCCACUAAUUCCUCUCUUUUCUCUGCCUUUUGCAACCAAAACCAUAGCCAUAACCAUGGCUUCCCAAACCCAAACAGAGCCAUGGCUGCUCGAAAACGGAACCCUCAAGCGCUUGACCAAAGACAGCCGCCAUGGCCACGGUCGAACCGCCCACAACAUGUCCUCCUCCUCCCUCCGCAAAAAGUCCGAUUUAACCCUCGUCUCCAAGAUCCGCUUCCCCUGCCUCCGCAACUUCCUCAUCAACCUCCAGGAGGUCAUUUUGGGAACUAAGCUCUCCAUUCUCUUCCCCGCCAUUCCCCUCGCUAUUAUCGCUCAAAUCUUUCGCUUUGGAAGACCUUGGGUUUUCGCUUUGAGCUUGCUUGGCCUCACGCCAUUGGCCGAACGUGUCAGCUUCCUCACCGAGCAAAUCGCUUAUUUCACUGGUCCAACAGUUGGGGGGCUUUUGAAUGCAACGUGUGGAAAUGCGACAGAAUUGAUAAUUGCAAUUCUUGCACUUACUCAACGAAAGAUAGACGUGGUGAAGUAUUCUCUUCUGGGUUCUGUUCUUUCAAACCUUCUUCUUGUCCUUGGAACCUCUCUCUUCUGCGGUGGCAUUGCAAAUAUGAGAACCGAGCAGAAUUACGACAGGAGGCAAGCCGAUGUCAAUGCACUGAUGCUGAUGCUUUCAUUACUGUGCCACCUGUUGCCGUUAUUGUUUGGCUACGCCGCCUCCUCCGCCGCCACCGCCGCCGCCUCCACCCUCCACCUGUCCAGAGCCAGCAGCAUCGUUAUGCUCUCCGCUUACAUUGCUUAUUUGGUCUUCCAGCUCUGGACUCACCGCCAGUUAUUUGAAGAGGAUGGUGACGACGACGUCGUUUCUGAUGAAGAGGCCGUGAUUGGAUUCGGGAGUGCAUUUGCAUGGCUUAUAGGAAUGACAAUCCUCAUUGCGCUGCUGUCGGAAUACGUUGUCAACUCAAUUGAGGAAGCAUCAACUUCUUGGGGUUUGUCAGUGAGUUUCCUUAGCAUAAUUUUGCUACCGAUUGUUGGAAACGCUGCUGAACACGCGGGAGCUAUCAUAUUUGCUUUCAAAAAUAAAUUGGACAUAACUUUGGGGGUUGCUUUGGGGUCUGCGACACAAAUUGCAUUGUUUGUGAUUCCAAUGUGUGUGAUCGUGGCGUGGACGAUGGGAGUGGACAUGGACCUGAAUUUCAACAUAAUGGAGACGGGCUCGCUUGGGCUGGCCAUUAUUGCCACAGCCUUCACUUUACAAGAUGGAACCUCUCACUAUAUUAAAGGCCUUAUUCUUUUGCUGUGCUACAUUAUUAUUGCUGCUUGCUUCUUUGUCUCCAAGACCCAACCAGAUGAUAGCAAUGCUCCAAUUCCCAACAUGGGAAUCCAAUCUUCAAACCAAGCAAUCUUCACAGCUUAAAAGGUUUAAAGUAUUUGGGUGUCAGCCAAUUCCCAAAGGAGAGGGACUUCUUUUGAAAUUUCCGUGAGAAGAAGGACCAAAAGAAAAAGACAAAAUCAAAUGGAUCUUUUAUUGAAUUCUUUGAUUUCAAAUUGGCCUCAACUUUGCCUGCUUGUCGGAGAGCUUGGGAAAUUUCAAAUGUUGGGCGCUUGAUGAAGACAGCUGCUGGGGUAAAAAUUAAAUCAUGCCAACCUGCGGCCCUUAAUUAUUUGCAAUCAAAAUUAUGUCUUCUUUUUCUUUUAAUCUUUCUUUUUUACGUCUUGGAGUUCUUAAUGUAUCAUAAGAAAAUAGGGGAGUGUGGGACAAGGGGUGAUUUCUUGUUUCUGCUCUUGUCGUUGAUCGUUGUAAUAAUUGGUAAGUUCAAGUAAUGAAAAUGAUGUUUUAUUUUUCCCUC
Momordica charantia (bitter melon) is the source of this 1852-nucleotide messenger RNA. RefSeq names its product vacuolar cation/proton exchanger 3. Gene Ontology annotation, cellular component: plant-type vacuole membrane. Gene Ontology annotation, biological process: calcium ion transmembrane transport; intracellular calcium ion homeostasis. The record is from RefSeq and is a predicted model, not a curated record. Gene Ontology annotation, molecular function: calcium:proton antiporter activity. NCBI's taxonomy places the organism in Eukaryota, Viridiplantae, Streptophyta, Magnoliopsida, Cucurbitales, Cucurbitaceae.